AGCGAUGUUCUGCAAAAAGAAAGCUCUGACUUACUCUGUUCAUUUAAUUGCUCACUCUGUGACGACAUUUUCAGGGAAGUCGCUGAAAGUGGCCCCUGUAGUGGACCGGUCACCUGCCCAGACCCCCAUCCUGGCGCGCGGGGAGGAGCGUGAGAGCGCAUCAGUCCGCUAGUUGGUGAGGACUCAUUGUUGGACCUGUUACACGAGGGAAAAUAUCUGUGAUUGACCUGCGGAAUCCAACCUUAUCGUGGGACAUUAUCGCAUUAUCCAUAACUGAGUGUGAACCAUCUGCCACUUUGACCAAAGAUGAUUUGUUUGCCAAUCUUAGUCUUGCUUUCGGUGGUUGCAGCCGACAGAUCAGCCCUACAAACUCUCAGACAGUUAGACGCACUGUAUCCUGAGCUAGAGCACUCCAGGACCAUCUAUGUUGUAGAGAACGGUCCUCGACUCUCUGCGUUGGCAGAGCCAUCCAAGGUGAUCACUAGACGAGGUGGGAAUGCUACUUUACCCUGUAAGAUUAAGAGAGAUGAAAAUCUUGCACCCAAUCGCAAGAUGAGGAUCAAAUGGACAAAGCUGACUUCUGACUAUCUCAAAGAGGUGGACGUCUUUGUGUCCAUGGAUUUUCACAAAAGAAGUUAUGGCCGUUUUCAUGGGCGUGUCCAUUUACUCAACACUUCUCCAUCAGACGCAUCACUUGUCAUCACAGAAAUUUCCCUGGAGGAUUAUGGGAAAUACAAGUGUGAAGUUAUUGAUGGUUUGGAGGAUGCAACAGCAGUAGUGUCUCUUGACCUAGAGGGUGUGGUUUUCCCCUACUUUCCUCGCCUUGGUCGCUAUAACCUCAACUACUACGAUGCAGAGUUGGCGUGCCGUGACCAGGAUGCCAUUGUGGCCUCAUUUGAUCAGCUUUAUGAUGCUUGGAGGGGAGGGAUGGACUGGUGCAAUGCUGGCUGGCUGAGUGAUGGCUCAGUGCAGUAUCCCAUCACAACACCCAGAGAACCCUGCGGAGGAAGGAAUACUGUACCAGGAGUACGCAACUAUGGAGUACGGGACAAAGAGAAGAACCACUAUGAUGUCUUCUGCUUCACAUCCCACUACAAAGGUCGAUUCUACUACCUGAUCCAGCGUUCCAAACUGACCUAUGAUGAGGCAGUGCAGGCUUGUAAGAAGGAUGGUGCUCAGAUUGCCAAAGUGGGUCAGAUGUUUGCUGCCUGGAAGCUCCUCGGCUAUGACCGCUGUGAUGCAGGGUGGUUGGCUGAUGGCAGUGUGCGUUACCCCAUAUCCAACCCGCGGCGCCGCUGUAGCCCCACUGAGGCCGCUGUGCGCUUCAAUGGCUUCCCUGACAAAAAGCACAAGCUCUAUGGAGUGUACUGCUUCAAAGGCCCCAAUUGAGACAAGUGCAAACUAAAGAGAGAAGAAGAGACUGGGUGAAUAAUGAAGGCCAUAUAUGUCAUAUAAGGCCAUAUAUGUCAUAUAAGGCCAUAUAUGUCAUAUAAGGCCAUAUAUGUCAUAUCAACUAAACUGUGAUGCCAAUUUCAUUGAAAUGUUCAAAAAUUGAGUUUCUGGUGCUUCAAAAUCUGAUGUUCUGAUGGAGAGUUUACACAUUCUAUUUAAGGUCUUAUUAUUUAAUCUAUGCCUUUGAAGUUUUGGAAGGGAGCAGUAACACUCAUAUUAACUGUUGCUGAUAAACAGACAUAAGGGAGCCUUACAGAAACAAGUCUUACGGUUGCACUAAAACUUGGCACUUAAUAGAACUGCAAGUAAAAAAAGCCAUGAUUUUUAGCUGCUCACAACAUUGAAAGAAAAGGACCUGGUCCUACUGUCUGUGACAACAAGGUGCUACUACUGGUACUUUGUAUUGAAUCCUUCUGUAUUUUAUUUUUAUUAUGAAUGAUUUGGACCAAACAUUACGAAAAAAACGUAACUGAUGUAACAGCCUCUAAAGGUUGUGAAUACACCACACUAGUGUCCAUUACCUUGCGUAUUUCCUUUGAUAUUAUUUUAAUGUAUAUCAAUAUCGUUAUGUCCUCAUGGUGUCUAUAACAGGUCUUAUCUGUUUACUUAAAACUAAACAAGUUUCACAGCCCAUAAAAUAUACAACCCCUAUUUUUUACAGCACAAAAAAUAAUGAAGGGACUAAAGGACUUUUUAGAGUAGUGUGUAGUUUUAGUAGUUCUGAUUCAGCAAUACAACAUGCCUGGCACUCUUAGGCUAUGUAAAACCAAUGGUAAGAAUUGCUAAAACGUAGAUGAUAUGUAACACUUAAAAUAGAUAUUUUUGGCUGCAUCUAUAGCCUUGUGCAUGGAAAAGCACACAGCAUAGAGCUAAUCAACAAACUGCUAUUUUUGAUAAAAAUUAGUUUAUUUUAGUAAAAAGCCAAAUGUAGCCUUAUACAGUUUAACAUGACUUUUUCUUAUAUAAAAUCACUGUAAACAAAACAGAGAUAUACUAUUUAUGACCAUGCCUAAUAGGAGCAGUGAUUUUAGCAAUAUAUACCGUUUGUCUGCAGAUAGAAGCCACUCACAUUUACCAUGAUAUGUGAACUUCCUUUUUAGGCUAAUAGUUAAACAGUCCCAUCUGGUAAAUUCUGAGGUCAUCCACUUUGGCUGUACUGAAGUUUUACUUGGCUUUAUCCUCGAAAAGCUACGGAUCAGUCGAAUGAAGUGGUAAUGCUAUGGUCUUAUCGUUGAACAAGUGCUUGAUAAACUCAUGUAAAACAAUGACGCAAGAGAUAAAAUUAUGAUUUAAUUAAACAAACUGCAAAAUGCUUCUUUUGUUAGAUCACGUUAACAAUUACAGGUUCAAAAUGAGUGCUUUUGUAUCAGAAGUCAUGUCUUGUGAGGACAAUAAAAUGAGCCAUGAUUAGGUCUGUUUUGUAUUGGCUAUUGGAGCUCGAUCAUGGUUUCUAUUAUAUCAUGAUUCAUGUACACAUGUAUCUUUACAUUGUCUUGAAGAGGUAAAUAAAUUAAUCUGCUUCUUAAGAACGUUCACACUGGACUGUGAUUAGUUGAAUCUACCUGUCACUCACUCAGCGCAUGACAAGAAGCCAAUAGGACUGGGUGGUGAAAAGUGCUUGUGUUUCAACUUAAAAUACAGAAAAUUAAGCAGAAAGUGAAUCAUGAUAUCAGAAUAGCAGGACCACAGGGAUUAGAUCACAAUUCAAUUUUAAUUACAGUAUCACCUAGUUCUACCUAUGAGCUUUCACACUGCAGUUUACACAUUUACAU
Messenger RNA from Periophthalmus magnuspinnatus, 3224 nucleotides. RefSeq names its product hyaluronan and proteoglycan link protein 1-like. Bases 307 to 1389 code for a protein of 360 amino acids. The transcript is spliced from 6 exons. Gene Ontology annotation, biological process: cell adhesion. Gene Ontology annotation, molecular function: hyaluronic acid binding. The record is from RefSeq and is a predicted model, not a curated record. NCBI's taxonomy places the organism in Eukaryota, Metazoa, Chordata, Actinopteri, Gobiiformes, Gobiidae.